UCCUUUUACUUCUCUGUAUUAGUGAGAUAUAGCUUCUCUCUCUUUCUUCUAGGAUAUACAGAUCCAAGAACUCCUACCUUCAAAAUGAAGUUGUCCCUGGCAUUAGUCUUUUUAUCCAUUGUGUCUCUUUCAUUGGCUGUAUCUAGAUCCAAGCGUGCAGCCUAUGAACUACCAGCUGGUGCAGAACUCAUUGUCGGAGCUGUGAGAACCUCUUUUGUCUGCAGUAACGAGGGAUACUACGCCGACAUCGAUAACAACUGCCAGAUCUUCCACGUCUGCCACACCGCUGUUCACGCUGACGGCACAUCUGAAAUGCAGCAAUGGUCUUUCAUGUGCGGUAACCAGACCGUCUUCAACCAGUUCUCUUUCACUUGUUCUAGCUACGAAGAUGCCGUUCCUUGCGGAAGCUCUGGAGAUUUCUUUUAUUUGAAUUCUAAUCUGUAUGCUGGACCCAACGUGUUCUUCCACAACGAUCAAGAUGUUGCCAGGGCAGCUGCUGUCACCCCUGGUAGGCCAGCACAAGGUCAGCCACCGGUAGUACGCCCUCCUGUAGGAGGAAGACCCCCAUUCAGAGGUUAAAUGAGAUUUUCAACAUGGUUCCUUCAUUUGGUUACUCGAUUCAGCAAGGCCCUGACUGGAAAUAGAUUUUCAACUGAUUGAAACCGGUUAUCUGCCAUCACGUCGAUCUUCUUGAGUCAUUUGCUUUGUUAAAAAAGUAUUUUCAAUGUCUCACAGAAGCCUGUGGAAGGAGGCCGGUGGAUUUAAAAACGGACAUUGUAAAAACGCUUAGUUGUUAUUUUGCAAUAAUUUGUAAAUAUUAGCUAGUGUAUAAUGUGUUUCAUUUUUUUUAUUUAUUGUUAAUAAAAUGAGCAUUUGAAUUGAA
Messenger RNA from Argiope bruennichi, 883 nucleotides. RefSeq lists its product as uncharacterized. The transcript is spliced from 5 exons. The record is from RefSeq and is a predicted model, not a curated record. Lineage: Eukaryota; Metazoa; Arthropoda; Arachnida; Araneae; Araneidae. Gene Ontology annotation, molecular function: chitin binding. The coding region runs from base 85 to 579 and encodes 164 amino acids. Gene Ontology annotation, cellular component: extracellular region.